Messenger RNA from Neospora caninum, 879 nucleotides. RefSeq lists its product as uncharacterized. Gene Ontology annotation, molecular function: protein kinase activity; ATP binding. Bases 1 to 879 code for a protein of 292 amino acids. Gene Ontology annotation, biological process: protein phosphorylation. The transcript has a single exon. The record is from RefSeq and is a predicted model, not a curated record. Lineage: Eukaryota; Apicomplexa; Conoidasida; Eucoccidiorida; Sarcocystidae.
AUGAAUUUCGACACGUUUUGCGAGACGUUUGCUAAGGUCGCCGAAAACUGUCUUCCUCCCGUCUUGCAAGAGCGGGUCUCGUCGACAACGUUAAUUCCUGUGGAUCACAUGCCCCCGCAGUUGGAACCGGAUCUCUGUACGCCUACCGAGCCACACGAAUCGGGAGUGAUGGUCAAAGUUAGGAGAGGCAGGCCCGGUGUGCCGCCGGCCUCGGAUGCUGCUAUAUAUGAAGCAUAUGCCCAUAAAGAACUCGCACCAAAAAACGCCUUCGUACUUCCACUGCUUGGUGCCUGUCAGGGAAGCACGACAGGCAACGUAUACCUUUUCACGCCACUGCUACAAGGAGACAUCAUUAGGGUAAAUGCUCAGAAUUCUUUUCAGUGCUCCAGCGGCGAGCUUGUCCUGAAGGAGAUGGCAACAUCGCUGAAGGUUCUUCAUGAUGCUGGGCUUGUCCAUGGAGAUAUAAAGGAGCAAAACUUUUUCGUGGGGAGAGACGGCCAUAUCGUGAUCGCUGACUUCGGUGCAUUAGGCCAGCCUGGUUGGAGUCCCGAAGCUGGCACCUUAGGCUACAUCGCACCGGAGCGACUUGUCGUUAACAACGCGAACUCCUUCGCCUCUGACAUAUGGGCACUAGGAGUGGCUUUUAAAAACGUGUUGAGCGCCUUACGCGCUACAGUCGGCUCAAGCUGGGGAGCGUUAUUUGAAUUAUCAAACCGCAUGACAGCUUCAGAUCCCGCUGCGCGUCCAUCAGUGGAUGAUGUCCUCUUAGAUCCGUGUCUCUGCACCCUGGGCAGACUCGAAAGUCAAGGCGCCGCCCCUUUGGCUCCCGAUGCUUCUGGCUAUUAUGGCUUGAGUGGAGUGACCAAUACAUCAGAUUAA